AUGAUUGCGAUAAAAGAAAAUGUAUUAUGUAUUUGUAGAGGUUGUCUGUAUGAAACUAAUAAUUCUGGUAAAUAUGUAAGCAUUGCUACUAGAACAAGACAUAGGCGAAGAGAUAAAAAGUUUAAAAAUAAUUACAUCCCUCCAAAUAUACCUUUACAUAAUAUUGAUAUAACAACUCCCAGUAGAGUUGAAUCAACAAAUAUCAGUGAAGAUAAUGAUCAAAAUGAUAGUCCAGAAAUAAUGGAAGUUUCUAGUAACUCUGAAUCAACUAGUAUUAUUAAUGAUAAUAAUCAAAAUGAACCAAUAAAUGAAAAUACUUUAUACAGUAGUAGUAGUAAAGAAGAGAAUAAUGAAGUUGAGGAUAAUGAAGAAGAUGAAGAUAAUAAUGAAGAAUAUGAUAGUAAUAAUAAUGAAGGUUAUGAUAAUAAUAGUAAUGAAGAAUAUGAUAAUGAGGAAUGUGAUGACCAUUAUGAUGAAGAAUAUAUUGAUGAUGAGAAAUAUGAUACUAAUGGAGAAUUUGAUGAUAAUGAUGAAGAAUAUGAUAGUGAUCAGGAAGAAGAUAAUAGUGGGUCAAUUCCAAAAGAAUUUCGUAAGUACUGUAUAUUUUAA
Molecule: messenger RNA, 609 nt
Organism: Rhizophagus irregularis DAOM 181602=DAOM 197198
Lineage: Eukaryota; Fungi; Glomeromycota; Glomeromycetes; Glomerales; Glomeraceae
Source: RefSeq, a predicted model, not a curated record